Molecule: messenger RNA, 4266 nt
Organism: Hirsutella rhossiliensis
Lineage: Eukaryota; Fungi; Ascomycota; Sordariomycetes; Hypocreales; Ophiocordycipitaceae
Product: sister chromatid cohesion protein pds5
Exons: 5
Coding region: 1-4266 (1421 amino acids)
Biological process (GO): DNA repair; mitotic sister chromatid cohesion
Cellular component (GO): nucleus; chromatin
Source: RefSeq, a predicted model, not a curated record
AUGCCGCGUCGCCGCGCUCGCCGCCAGGAGCACGUGGAGGAGGCCGAGGAGCAAGACGACCACGUGCACGACAAGGCCCCUGAACCCCCGCAAGAAGCAGACUCGGAGCCCGAAGCCGGCGACCAAGCUCACGAGAUGCGCAGCCUCCGCUUCCGCGAAGAGCUUUCAUGGCGGCCCGCCAAGCCCAUCCCCAGCGCCACCCUCGUCGCCCGCCUCGAGAGGCUGUCAAAGGAGCUGGCCGACUUCGACCAGGGCGAGGUCCAGCUCGACUCCCUCAAGGCCGUCGCCGCCAGUCUGGCCCACCGCAACCUCCUCCAGCACAAGGAUCGCGGUGUCAAGGCUUAUACCGCCUGCUGCCUCGUCGACAUCCUGCGCCUCUUCGUCCCAGACGCCCCCUUUACCGACGACCAGCUCAAGAUGAUGUUUUCGCUCUUCGUCAAGGACGUCCUUCCCGCUCUCCACGACCCGACCAAUCCCUACAACAGCCAGCACAAAUACGUCCUCAUGUCCCUGACCGAUGUCAAAAGCAUCCUCCUCAUCUCCGAGAUCCACGGUGCCGACGACCUCUUGCUGCGCCUCUUCAACUCGGCCUUUGAUGGUGUCUCGGCCAGCGCAAAGGCCCCCGCCGAGGAGCAAGUGGCCAAGGACAUUGAGAUACACUUGACCGAGAUGCUCAUGGAGCUCAUAGACGAGUCUCCGGGCAGCAUACCAGCCACCGUCAUCGACGCCAUCAUCAGCCAGUUCCUGCGCGCGGCGCCCCCUGGGGGUGGCCGCACCAAGGAGCAGCACGACAAGCAGUCGACGCUCCUCCACAAGACGGAACCCGCCGCCUACAUCAUGGCCAAAAACAUUUGCAACGGCUGCGCAGAUAAGAUGUCGCGCUAUGUGAGCCAGUACUUUAGCGACGUCAUCCUCAACGCCUCGGGCUUUGCCACAAAGGCCAAUGGCUACCGCCAGGGUGACGACUCGGAAGACGAGGACGCCAAUGCCGGCCCGUCCGAGGCAGACCUCAAGAGCCUUCGUCAGGCUCACCUGCUCAUCCGCGAGCUCUGGAGGGCCGCGCCCGCAAUCUUGCAAAAUGUCGUGCCCCAGCUGGACGCCGAGCUGUCUGCCGACAACGUGCACUUGCGGCUGAUAGCAACCGAGACAUUUGGAGACAUGAUCUCGGGAAUCGGAGCCGCAGGCCCCCCGCCGCCGCCGACUCUCGAUCCCACGGCUUACCCCCCUCUCCGUCUGAUCGACGACAGGACCCCCGAAGCCGUCGAAGCAAAUGUGCUAACAAAGCCCUACUCGCCGCAGUCGUUUGCCCAAACGCACGCCGGGACCUACCGGAGUUUUGUAGGUAGAAAGAACGACAAGGUGGGCACCAUCCGUGCCGCCUGGGUCACCGCCGCCGGCUACAUCCUGUCCACCUCUGCAGGCGGCAUCGGUCUCAGCAGAGAAGAAGAGAGGGAGCUCGUACAGGGACUCGUGGAGAAGCUCAACGACAGCGAGGAAAAAGUGCGCUUGGCAGCCGUCAAAGCCAUCGAGCUCUUUGAUUUUCGGGAUGUCAUUUCCAAGCUGGGCGUCACCGGCGGGGUGGACAAGGAGGGAUCCAUCCUCGCCAGCCUGGCAGACAGGUGCCGCGACAGGAAACCGGCCGUGCGCGUAGACGCCAUGGUCCUGCUCGGGAAGCUGUGGGCGGUCGGGGCCGGCGAGAUCGCCGAGGGCCAGGAGGCCGCGACGGCGUGCCUGUCCGGCGUCCCGUCGCGCAUCAUCAACGCAUUCUACGCCAACGAUCCCGACCUGAACAUCCUGCUCGACCGCGUCAUGUUCGAAUGUCUUGUGCCCCUCAAGUACCCCCUCAUCAAGGGCAAGGGGGCCAAGAACGCUUCCCAGUCUGCUCAGGGCAAGGGUGGCAAGGCCUUCUUGGCCAUGCAGGCGCGGCAACCUCAGUUCGCAAAGGGCGUCGCCAUCUUUAUUCAGCAGUGCGAAGCCUACAACGGCGGAGUCGUGGAUGCCAACGAGGAAAAGGUCAAGGCAAGCCUGGCCAAGACGUUCCAGUGGCUCGGCGCCUUCUUCGCCGACCCGGCCAAGGUCCGCGGCGACCUUCAAAAGUUCGCCAAGCUCAACGAUCGCCGUAGCUACCAGCUCGUCAAGUACGCCAUCGAGUCCGAGAGCGACUUCAAGACGGUGCGGAGAGCCAUCAACGAGCUCAUCACUAAGAUUCAGGCCGGCGCGGCGGCUGCCUGUCUCGACACACUCAUCCCCCUUCUCUACCGCUCCAGCUGCCUCAUGUUCAACCGCAGCCAUCUCGCGACCAUCAUGGACUAUUCGAAAAGCGACAAGGAGGGGUUCGCCGGGGUCGCCCAUCAGGUGCUGAACGACAUAUCGCAGCGAAACCCCGACAUUUUCAAGGCGCACGCAGAAGAACUGCGCAAGGAGAUUAUUGAGCAGGCGCCAACGGACAAGAGACGUAACGACCCGGCGGUGGUGGACAUUCUGAAAGCAUAUUCAUCCUACUCCAAGAGAUACCCUCAAGACAUCAACUACGACAGGGGCUUCACCCAGACGCUUAUGAACUACGCACUCUACGGGUCCCCCCCAAAGUCUGCCAAGUACGCAGUCAAUGUUCUUCUUGCCAAGAACGACGACAAGAGCAAAGUGACGGCUACGAAUCUCUUGAGGAAUGUCAUGAAGGACUUGAACUAUGGCUCCCCGCACUUUCUCACGAGGCUGGCCGCGAUCAGCCAGCUCGAACGCCUUGCUCCCAUGGUCACCGCCGACUCGGACGAAGCGAUCCACGACUUGACCAUCAAGAAGAUCCUCCGUGAGGUGCGGACCGAUGCAAAGGCCGAUUCGGAUCCUUCGUGGAUCGACGACGCCGAGCUGGACGAGGAACUACAAGCCAAGUGCCUGUCACUCAGGAUAUUGGCCAACCAAGCCAUGGCGACGGAGGAGGAGCCCGACGCCGAGGAGAGGAUCAAGCCAGUUUUCAAGCUGCUAAAGACUUUUGUCGUCAACGAAGGGGAGUUUUGCAAGACCAAGGACACACCCUUGCACCACAGGAAGCGCCUUCGGCUGCUAGCAGGACUCCUCACGCUGAAGCUGUGCACUGUCAAGAAAUACGACGAGCAGCUUGAGCCGACAAGCUUCAACAAGCUUGCCGAGCUGAUUCAGGACAGCGAGCUUCAGGUCCGUCGGCGGUUCAUGGAGAAGCUGCAAGACUACCUGACGCGUGCAAAGCUCCGGGCAAGGUUCCACACAAUCCUGUUUCUGGUCGCCUUCGAGCCCGUGACCGAUCUCAAGAACCGGGUAGAGACUUGGAUUCGAUCCCGGGCUCGUUGCUACGGGGAGAAGAAGCAGCAGAUCUUGGAGGCUAUCAUGGGCAGGCUGAUUCCCCUACUGGCACACCAUCCCGACUACACUUCCAACACCGAGGAUCUUGCCGACUUUGCAAACUACUUCCUCUUCUACCUAGGGGCCAUUGCGACCGAGGAGAACAUCUCCUUGAUUUACAAGUAUGCCGAGAGAGUCAAGCAGACGCGAGAUGGCGUCAACUCUGACACGAGCGAGAACCUCUACGUGCUGAGCGACCUGGCCCAGGCGGUGAUCCGCAAGUUUCAAGAAAGGAGGAACUGGAGCUUCCAGGCAUGGCCUGGCAAGGUAGGGCUUCCCACUGGGCUGUACACGGCCCUGCCGUCCAGUGAGGUGGCGCAGCAGAUUGCAAAGAAGCAAUACAUCCCGGACGAGCUGGACGAGCGUCUGGACGACAUGAUCCGGGCCCUGGAUCGCAAGAAGAAACGCAAGUCCAUGAAUGACGGGGCAGACCCGCCGGCCAAGCGAGCCAAAACGGCCGUCAGGGAGCGGUCUAAAUCGAAGGCGAAGGCGACAAAAUCAGCAACGAAGAAGACGCCCAAGCCAAAGACGCCAAAAGAACGGGACGAUGCCGACGACGAGGAGGAGAUGCUGGAUGGCGUGGCAGUUUGGGACUAUGAAAAAGACGGCGAUUCCUCUAGUGAUCAAGGAGAGCCGGCAGCCAGCGACGAAGGAUCGGAAGAGGAGGGUGGAGGCGAAGAUAGCAACAACGAGUCUGAGGAAGAGAGCGCGACUGCAUCGAGGAGGAACGGGCAAAAGGAAGCAAAGGCCAAGGCCAAGGAGAAACCAUCGGCGGCCAAGACCAGCAUGGGGGACCAGUUGGAAACGAGCAAGCGAGGCAGCCGAGCGCGCAGACGGGGAACUGCCAGGGACUCGUCAGAGAUGGAAGUGGACGACGAUGAUGACUGA